GGGCUGAACUGGGCUGAACUGGGCUGGGGAAAGCGGCAGCGCGCCGGAAAGAGCCGAAGGUGUCCGGAAAUUGCCGAAGAGGGGGGGGAGGAAGCGGAGCGGGCCGGAAGUGAGCGCAGGGGCGCCGGAAAGAGCCGAAGGUGUCCGGAAAUUGCCGAAGCGCCGCCAUGUUGCUGCCGCUGCUCCUCGGGCUCCUGCAGGUUUCGGGGGCCCUGGGGGGGUGCGUGGAGGUGGCCUCGGGCACCGAGGCCGUGCUGGGGGCGCCGUUCCGGCUGCUCUGCAUCGCCUGCAAGCGCCGCAGCGAGACCCCGGCCGAGGCCGAGAGCGAGUGGUUCUUCCGGCCCGAGGGGGCCCCCCACUUCGAGAAGAUCCUGCACUACAGCCCCGAGGAGGGCGAGUGGGUGGCUCCCGGGCCGUUUUGGGGGGUGCUGUCCUGGAACGGCUCGCGGGGCACGCGGGACCUGCAGGACCUGUCGGUGUGGCUGCAGGCGGUGCAGCGCGGCCACGCCGGGCACUACGUGUGCCGGCUGCGGCGCAACCUGACCUUCGAGGGCUACACCUACAGCCUGGCCAGGAACCAGACCCUGCGGCUGGCCGUGGUGGAGAAAGCGCGGCGGGACCUGGCGUCCAUCGUCUCCGAGAUCCUGAUGUACGUGCUGAUCGUGGUGCUGACGCUCUGGCUCGCCGCCGAGAUGCUCUACUGCUACCGCAAGGUGGCGGCCGCGGCCCCGCCCCCCGACAGCGCGUGAGUGGGCGGGGACGCCGAAAAACCCGGCGAAAACGGGGCGAAAAACGGGGAAAUUGGGGUUAAAGUGGCGGGAAGGGGCGUGGCUUAAUGGGUGUGGGCGUGGCUUAAUGGGUGUGGGCGUGGCUUGGGGUUGGGAGUGAUCCAAGGGGGCGUGGCUCAAUUUUGGGAAUGGAGGAAGUUAAAA
Lonchura striata (white-rumped munia) is the source of this 932-nucleotide messenger RNA. NCBI's taxonomy places the organism in Eukaryota, Metazoa, Chordata, Aves, Passeriformes, Estrildidae. The record is from RefSeq and is a predicted model, not a curated record.